CUUCAGGCCCUUAGUGACUCCCCUUUCUUGAGGGCGCAGACGGCUUAGAGCCAGGCGGUCAGUGGAAGCGUCUUACCCAAGCCCAGCACUCCCAGGGCAGCCCUCCCUCCCAGCAGAGCACCAAGCCCACGCCCGCCUUUGUCUCUCAACCCCAUCUCUCAUUCCUGCCCUCCAGAGCAACUCCAGGGGUCCCUCUGCUAGGCAGCAUGGCCUCGUGGGCCUGGCUGGCAGCCUGUGUGCUGGCCCUGUGCCUGGGCUCCACCUUGCCACAGGAUGUGUGCAGAGCUCCUGAUGGGAAGCCGGGGCAGCCUGGAGCCCCAGGUCUGAAUGGGCGCCCAGGACCUAAGGGGGAUCAUGGUGAGCAAGGGAUGCCAGGAGCAAAGACAGGAAUUCGGGGUCUCAAGGGGGAUGAGGGUGAACCUGGUCCCCCUGGAAAGCCAGGGAAUAGAGGCUUUGGAGGUCCGGCUGGCCCCCAAGGACCCCCAGGACUGCCUGGAAAAAGCGGUCCCAAGGGAGAGAUGGGAAGAGUUCAAAACCAGCUCCAGCCAGCCUUCUCAGCAGUCCGGAAGAACCCACGACAGGAUGGCAACGUGGUCAUAUUUGACCACAUCAUCACCAACCAGGAAGACCGCUAUCAAAGCAACACUGGCAAGUUUAUCUGUAAUUUCGCCGGCUACUACUACUUUACCUUCCACGUGGUGUCCACUGGGGACCUUUGUCUCUUCAUCACGACCUCCAAAGGAGGCCAGACCAGACGCUCCUUGGGCUUCUGCGACAGCAACAGUAAGGGACUUUAUCAGGUCAACUCUGGUGGCACAGUGCUGAAACUGGCAGAGAGUGACCAGGUGUGGAUUGAAACAGACCCUCACCGGGGCAACAAAAUCUACAAUGGUAAAGAUAUUGAUAGCGUCUUCAGCGGCUUCCUACUUUUCCCCUCCAACUGAAUUUGAGGCCGUAGGGUAGAGAAGCUUGGAAUGUCCAGCAAAGGCCAGUCUUUCAGCUUCUGUCCCUCUAAUCCUUGCCAUCCACACAGGACCAUAGCUCUGGGGCUGGAAGGGACCUCAGGGGUCAUCACGUCCAAUGCCUUGAUUUCACAGAUGAGGAUACAGGCUGUCAGAGAGUUACAGUGACAUAGCCAGGGUUACAAAGCAAAUGUCUGAAGCAGGAUGCUAACCCAGUGCUACCACGUGAUGCCUGCCUCUUGGGCAAGCCAUUUAAAAACAAUAACAUCUAUUUCUUUUAGUACCUUAGGAACUUUCCAAAGCAUCGUCUUCGCAAAACACCUUGGGACUGGGAGAGAAGGGUCAUUAUCCUCAUUUGUCAGGUGGGGAAACUGAGACUAGGAGCUGAAAGACAACUUGUCCGGAGCCACACGGUCCAUGUCAGAGGUAGUGCUUGCACUGUCCCGCGUGGCCUCCCCAUGUAACCACACUUCUCUUGCCCUCUCUGUAUAACGUAAGAAGGAUCCUUUGACUGCUCGAGGGUGGAGGGCAUGGACCAGGUGAUUGGUCUCUUGAGGCCCUUUCCAGCUCCAGCAUCCAGAAUGCUCUGUCUCCCUGUCCUUGAGCCCCCAAUCCCACAGUAGCUCCCUUCUGCCCCAACCCCGGGGCCAUCAACGCAGCAUUUACCAGAGCAAGAGGAUGAGUAUUCCAUCUUUGCCAAAGCCUGUGUGCCCCUCUGCUUGGCUCUCCCGCUUCUGAAGAAGACCCUCUCCAGGCUUUGGCAUCCCUGUGCUGACGGCUGUCCUCCCUCCUCUGUCUGGUCUCACUCAUGGCCUUGACUUUGCCUCUAUGCUCUGCAGCCCUGGGCCCAUCCGGUCACUCCUUCCAAGCCACCUCUGCCCAUCCCUACUCCCCCAGUGUUGAGGGGGACAGUGAUCCCUUUGCAUCCUCAGCACAGCCUAUAACCGCCUGUACCGAGGUCUUAAUGAAUAAACAAAGUGAUUCAGUUC
Messenger RNA from Phascolarctos cinereus (koala), 1951 nucleotides. It is a transcript of the gene C1QA, whose product is annotated as complement C1q A chain. NCBI's taxonomy places the organism in Eukaryota, Metazoa, Chordata, Mammalia, Diprotodontia, Phascolarctidae. Gene Ontology annotation, molecular function: protein binding. The record is from RefSeq and is a predicted model, not a curated record.